AUGGCUCGCUUUUCCACGUCGCCUGCCUGCGGCGAGGGAGAAGACGCGUUUUCGCAUUCCUUAUCUUCGGCGCGGAGUAAUGACGGCAAAGUCGGCUCGCUGUCGGGAGGAGGCGGCUUCGCGGCGCAGGCGAAACGGCUGAAGAAGCUGACAGCGGCGCUUGUCCAGGGGCGCCUCUCAAGCGCGCCCGCGAGCUCAGAGGAUCGACCGAGUGAGCGGCGCGAGGCCUCUCUGCCUGACCUUGAGAGAAAGAAGAAAAGCGCGAAAUACCCGGGCGACGGCAUACGCAAAUCGUCGCACUCCCAAGAGAGAGAAGCGGAGGCGGCGUUCUCAGGCUUCUUCUGCGCGCGCGAAGGGACAAAAAGCGGAGACUGUCGGUCCUCGCGACCCGAGAAGGCUGCCCUCGCGCCCUUCCUCACAGAUCGCCUCGUCGGCGAAGACGCACUCAAACUUAACAGCUUCGAGUUCUCCGGGCUGGCGAAAGGCAACUCCGAAAACUGCGCCUUCGGGUGGUCGGGAGGAUCGUCGAAAGCAAUCGAGCUGCCCAGCAACGUCGACGAAGCCGGACCGCAGCUCGUCGACCGAAACUCGCUCGGCGCGGCGGCCAGUUCAGACUGCGAGCGCAUGCAUGCGCCUCGCGAGGGCUGUCCGCGCGUCUUGCCCUUUCAAGAGAUCUUCAGAAUGUUUAAUCCGUACAUUCCCCAACCGAUCGGCUCUCCAGCGCCAGCAGAGCCCCUCGUCGAGGAGAGCGAGCAGCGAGGCGCAGAAGAAGAAAGAGAGGAAUCCUCGCUGGAUAAGCGGGAAGACGCGGAAAGCGAGGAGGAGACAGGACGGGACGACGACUGGCAGACCGUGCCAGACGCCGCGCAGAGCGAGGCAGGCGACCAGGACGCUGCGGCGGACUCGGCGACGCGAGUAGAGGAGGCGAGGAAAAGCGAGGUGGAGGAAGAUCCGCAGAGAGAGAAGGCGGCAGACGAGGCAACUGCGUCUGCGAGCGCCGCAGAAGAUCUCUGCGAAAGCGAGGCGGAGAAGAAGGAGCAGCAGGGCGGUGAAGCGCUCGUGGGGAGCCUGCAAGAGCUGUUGCCGGAAGGCGGCGACGAACCUACAAAGCCAGAAUGGGCAAAUGACAUCAAGUCGGCGGCUGAGGCGGACUCGGGCGCUCCACCGAGUAGAGACUCGGCAAAGCGGAAAGAAGAGGAGAAACCACUCGACAGGGAGAACGAAGAAAGUGAGAGGGAGGGAGAAAAUGAGCAGCCGCGGGAACCGGACCCCCGUAACUCUCGGUUUGCGCUUCUCGCAGGGGAACUGGGCUCCGUGGCUUCCGUUGAGGGAGCGGAGAGCCUCGCGGGCGUCCGCGAAGCGCGAGAGCGUGAAGGCGAUGUCCUGAAGGCCUCGUCCCCGCUGGCGCUUUUGGAGAGCGACGACGGAGAGGGCACGCUUUCACUCGGGUCGCGUUCCCCGCCAAGCAGAGCUCAAGAAAAGACAGACGCCGAGCGCCUGAAAUGGGACGACGCGGAGGAAAGGAGACAGAGAGACUGCGGAGUCGAACUUGAAUUGAAGGGAGCUCAAUCGGAAGACGAAGAGCAGAUCUACAGGGACGCGGACGCGCUGUCUGCUCUGGCGGCCGACUCGAAGGGUGAAGGCGCGGGGCGAGGCAGCGAGCAGGCGCGGAGAGGUCUCGUCAUCGGACGCGCGGAGUUCCCAGAGUGGCUGAUGCAGAUCGACGGCGAAGAAGACUCCGAUGACGGCGGAAAACACAAUCCGUACAGACACGUUCGCUUGCGCAAAGUCGGGGUUCGCGAGCUGCUGCGCGACCGCCAGCGCCCGAAUAGCUGCGAGAGUCUGCUGUCGUCUGCGGGCGACGAGUCGCGCUCAGCCGUGUCCUGUCUGUCGCCGUCGCUCUUGCUGGAGCGCAGCCGCGAGUGCCCGUCAGCCUCGUUCUCCCUCGACGAUGCCUGCGAGACCGACGGCGGGCGAGGAGAUGUGAGCCGGAGAGAGAGAUCUGAAGACGACGGCUUCGAGGCGGGCGGCGCGGGCGAGUCCGAUGAGAGCGCGGCGCGACUCUCGUCGUGCCGCUCGGAGGCGGCGCCGCCUGGCGGGGCGGGACGGAGCGGCGGCGCGGCGGCGCGCGGCGGCCGCGAGCGGGAAGCCGAGGGGGAGGGCGCCAGGCGUCUCACUGCGGCUGAGAAGUUUCGCCUGGAGCAGGAGCGUCUCCUCGCCGAGAGACAGCGGCGCAUCGAGCUCGACGAACUCCUGCGCCUCUUCGAGGAACGAAAAAAACUCAAACAAGUCGAAGAAGAGAGAGAGGAGGCGCCUGACGCGAAGGAUGACGCGCCUGAGGAGGACUCCGCCGAUGAGAGUCGCCAGUUGUCAGUUUCGGCGCUCCGAGCGCGGUUUGAGAAGUCUCAAAACGCUUGGUUUACCGAGCAGCUCGGCAAAUAUCGAAAGAGCGACGGCGCUGUGUGA
Molecule: messenger RNA, 2466 nt
Organism: Besnoitia besnoiti
Lineage: Eukaryota; Apicomplexa; Conoidasida; Eucoccidiorida; Sarcocystidae
Exons: 7
Coding region: 1-2466 (821 amino acids)
Source: RefSeq, a predicted model, not a curated record